ACUAGGAACAUACUGACAAGCGAACCAUGGAUAGAAGUCAAAUGGACAACUCCACUAUCAGUUACAACACUUCAGAUAGCCACCUGGUCACACAUAGCCUGUGGGAGAUCAUCACUAUUGCUACGGUCUCAGCUAUAGUAAGCCUGAUCACAAUAAUUGGAAAUGUUCUAGUGAUGCUGUCCUUCAAGGUAAAUAGUCAACUGAAAACUGUUAACAACUACUAUCUACUAAGCCUGGCUUUUGCUGACCUUAUCAUUGGUAUGUUUUCCAUGAAUUUAUACACUUCCUAUAUACUCAUGGGCUAUUGGUCACUAGGUAGCCUUGCAUGUGACCUCUGGUUGGCUAUGGACUAUGUGGUUAGCAAUGCCUCAGUUAUGAACCUGCUAGUAAUUAGCUUUGAUCGUUACUUCUCCAUUACAAGACCGCUGACCUAUAGAGCUAAGCGAACGCCAAAGCGUGCUGGGAUCAUGAUUGGACUGGCUUGGAUGGUGUCCUUCAUCCUGUGGGCACCUCCAAUUCUGUGCUGGCAGUAUUUUGUAGGUAAAAGAACAGUACCUGAGAGACAGUGUCAAAUCCAGUUCUUCUCAGAGCCAGUGAUAACUUUUGGGACAGCAAUUGCUGCAUUUUAUAUUCCAGUUUCUGUCAUGACCAUCUUGUACUGUCGGAUUUAUAAAGAGACAGAAAGGCGCACUAAAGACCUGGCAGAACUCCAGGAAGUCAACCAUUCUACAGACUCUGACAUUAAAAAUCAGCCUCAGAUGCCCACAAUUAGGUCCUGCUUCAGUACCACGCCCAGAAGGCAAAACCAGGUAUCCUGGGUGUCCUCCAGCCAUAACAACACUUCUAAAUCUGCUACCACCUUCAGUGACGAGUGGUCUAAAGCUGACCACCUUACCACUUUUGCCAGCUAUGCAUCUUCUGAAGAAGAGGAAUGUGCUCCUGGAGUCCUGGUGGUCUACAGGAAUCAUACAUGCAGGGAGAACAAAACAGUCCUGUCCAAUAAUGGUGAGGAAGAGAAUUUCUUCCUAUCACCAGGUAAAACCAACUCUGAGUCCAUGAGCAUGCAGUCCAUAGCCUUGUCCUCUAAACCUAACAACCCAAUGCUGAAGAGCCAGAUAACCAAGCGCAAGAGGAUGGUUUUGAUCAAAGAAAGAAAGGCAGCACAGACUCUUAGCGCUAUUCUGCUGGCCUUCAUCCUCACAUGGACACCUUACAACAUCAUGGUGCUUAUCUCCACCUUCUGUUCAGAUUGCAUACCUCUGUCUCUAUGGCACCUGGGCUACUGGCUGUGCUAUGUCAAUAGCACUGUCAACCCAAUGUGCUAUGCUCUCUGCAACAAAACCUUUCAAAAGACCUUCCGGAUGCUCCUCCUCUGCCAGUGGAAGAAGAGACUGGAGGAUAAAGUUUUUUAGCAAAGACAAAACCCUCUGUUAGACAGUAAGUUCUCGUGACCAAAUUUGAACAAAAUAAUAAUUAGAAUCUAAAAGAAUGUACAGAUGAGACUAGGGAUGUCACGAUACCAAAAAUCUAGUAGUCGGUACCGAUACCACCAAAAGUACACGAUACUCGAUAUCAAAGUCGAUACCACGGUAUGGUAUAAAAAUAAAAUUAAAAAAAUAAAAUUAAAAAACUCUCCUGGAGGACAUCCUCCUCUGGAUCUCUGGCUGAUACUGACAAAGAGAGGCAGAGGGGGAGAGAGAGAGGGAGAGAGAGGGGGUAAGGUAUUUUAGUUAUCAAACACUGUCUGACAAUGAGUCUCCGGAGGUGCACUCCUAAACGCGCGCGCACACACACACACACAGACGCACACACACACACACACACACACACACACACACACACACACACACACACACACAUCUUAUACUCUGAAUGCAAGCAUUAGUUUAAAUUCACUGAUAUGGUGGCAGGCCAAAAAUAUUUAAUAAAGCAUGAACAUGUGAAUAUUUAUUAGUGACAUUCAGCUACAUUUAGCUGAUAGGACACGGGCUGAAUAGCGAUGUAUGGUGACCCAUUAGGAGGUAGUUUAUAACAUCGCAAUGCGUUAGCAUCGUUAACAAAUAACUGGCUAUGGCUAACAUUACAUGGAGCAUAAUGUUAGUUGGUUCCACGGCUACAAUGCCAGCUGCCUCAAACAAAUAUAAUAUAGGACCGUCUUUCUGGUGUUUCGCCAAAUUCCAGGUGUUUCCUCGCAUUGUUUGAAAUGGAUGAUAGCAUCGGUUGCACACCGGAAACCGAUACUAGCUUUCCUCAGAACGAUUCGGGGCGGAGCUAAACUUGUUAAGGUAAGCUAAACUUCUGUAGUUUUUCCCGUGUGCUUGUAGACGUUCCUCCUCUUCUUCACCACUUGUGGACCGACUAAAACACUUGUGCGUAUUUGGUGCCCCAUCAGGUCCGGAAGAAUCGCAACCUUGGUACUUACGGUACCUUCGUUACAAUGAGGUACCAAUGGAACUGCAGAAAAACAAGUACCAUCACGUUUUAAGAAUGUUGGUACCGACUUGGUACCGAAGUACCGGUUUUCGUGACAUACCUAGAUGAGACAGUAUCGGUAUAAGGUAGUAUGUAAUUUAACCAUAGAUUUUCAUCACGACUACAUCUAAAAUUA
Ictalurus punctatus (channel catfish) is the source of this 2608-nucleotide messenger RNA. It is a transcript of the gene chrm5a, whose product is annotated as cholinergic receptor, muscarinic 5a. Gene Ontology annotation, cellular component: dendrite; plasma membrane; synapse. Gene Ontology annotation, molecular function: G protein-coupled serotonin receptor activity; G protein-coupled acetylcholine receptor activity. The transcript has a single exon. The record is from RefSeq and is a predicted model, not a curated record. Bases 27 to 1412 code for a protein of 461 amino acids. Gene Ontology annotation, biological process: chemical synaptic transmission; G protein-coupled receptor signaling pathway, coupled to cyclic nucleotide second messenger; adenylate cyclase-inhibiting G protein-coupled acetylcholine receptor signaling pathway. NCBI's taxonomy places the organism in Eukaryota, Metazoa, Chordata, Actinopteri, Siluriformes, Ictaluridae.